Rubroshorea leprosula is the source of this 955-nucleotide messenger RNA. Lineage: Eukaryota; Viridiplantae; Streptophyta; Magnoliopsida; Malvales; Dipterocarpaceae. The record is from the annotation of a GenBank genome assembly.
UUGUGUGGCGAAGAAAGAGAUAGCCCUCUGAAGAAUCUUCUCCUUCAUCUCCACACAAAAUCUCCCUCUCUUUCAAUUCAACUCAGCAUUUCCACAUUUCAUCGGAGUACCUUCAUCUCUGCAGCCAUGGCGAACAUGAUCAUGGCCUCCUCAAAACCCUUAAUCCGACUCACAUCCUCCCCUGUUCCUCCCAAACCCAGACUCCAAAUUCCCCAACUCUCCCUCCCCAAAUUCUCUUCCUCCAAGUUGUUGCAAAAAUCACAGCAAAUCAUCUCCCUCUCUUCCUCCACUUUGAAAUCCCUCUCCCUCUUCGCCGCCACCGCUUUGUCUUACAUCCCGCCGUCUCUCGCUGAAGAAAUCGUGGAGGAAAAGGAAAAGGCGGAACUUUUCGACUUCAACCUGACCCUCCCAAUCAUGAUGGCCCAAUUCUUGAUUCUCAUGUUCGCUCUCGACAAGAUCUACUUCACCCCACUUGGGAAGUUCAUGGACGAGAGAGACGCGGCUAUAAAGGAGAAGCUGUCGAGUGUGAAGGACACCUCUGGGGAGGUGAAGCAGCUGGAGGAGCAGGCUGCGGCAGUGAUGAAGGCGGCCAGAGCAGAGAUUGCGGCUGCUUUGAACAAGAUGCAGAAGGAGACCCAAGCAGAAGUGGAGCAGAUGCUGGAGGAGGGAAGGAAGAAAGUGGAGGCAGAGUUGGCAGAGGCUUUGACCAAUCUGGAGAGGCAGAAGUUGGAGACUAUAAAAUCUCUGGACGCCCAGGCUCAAGAACUCGGCCGGGAAAUUGUGAAGAAGGUGCUCCCCGUUGAACCCAAAACCAUAUAAAAUCAAAAUUUUCCUUCCCUUAGUUUAAUCAUGUCAAUAUAUUUUUGAAGUACAUUGAUCAUAGAUGUCUGUAAUGAAACAAAUCGAUGUAUGUUGUUGGUUUUGUUAAUGGGUUUGAACCUCUGAAUUCUUCUUC